GCGGGGCGGGGCCCGGGGCCGGCCAGGGUCUGGAUGUGGCCGCGCGUCCCGGUGUCCCCGUGUCCCCAUGUCUCGGUGUGCCGGUGCCCUGCCGUCCCGGUGUCCCCUUGUCCCGGUGUCCCGGCGUGCCGGUGUCCCCUUGUCCCGGUGCCCUGCCAUCCCGGUGUCCCCACGUCCCGGUGUCCCAGCGCCCUCUUGUCCCAGUGUCCCUGUGUCCCGGUGCCCCCCCAAGUCCCGGUGUCCCGGGGUGACAGUGUCCCCAUGUCCCGGUGACCCCGUGUCCCAGUGCCCACAUGUCCCGGUGCGACAGGGUGUGCCGGUGCCCUGCCAUCCCAGUGUCCCCAUGUCCCGGGGUGCCGGUGCCCUGGUGUACCUGCGUGUGCCGGUGUCCCCAUGUCCCGGUGUCCCUGUGCCCACAUGUCCUGGUGCGACAGGGUGUGCCACCGUCCCGGUGUGCCGGUGUCCUGCCGUCUGGGUGUCCCCACGUCCCGGGGUGCCGGUGCCCCGAUGUCCCGGUGUCCCAGUGUGCCGGUGUCCCCCUACCCCCGUGUCCCGGGGUGCCGGUGACCCCAUGUCCCAGUGUCCCCAUAUCCUGGUGCGCCGGUGUCCCCCUCUCCCAGGGUGCUGGUGCCCCCCCAUGUCCCGGGGUGCCAGUGCCCAGACGUCCCCGUGUCCUGCCGUCCCGGUAUCCCCAUGUCCUGGUGCCCCCCCGUGCCCACCUCUCCGCCCACCCCACGGUGCCCCCUGCCCUGGUUUCGCUGCUCCCCCACGCCCCACCAUCACGGGGCUCCGUUGCCCCGGGGCCGUUCUCUCCCAGGAAGCAGAAGGCGGGGGCCGACAUGAAGCCCAAGCACCCCGACGAGCAGGAGAUCCCCUUCCGCCUGCGGGAGCUCAUCCGGAGCCGCGAGGCCAUGAAGCACCCCAAAGCCAGGAAGAGGCGGGCGGCAGGGAAGCAGCAGCAGCGCAAGGCGCAGGCGCGCGGAGACAUCGCGGUGCCCAAGUUCAGGCGGGGGAAGGGGGAGUCGGAGCACUCCUACAUCUGCCGCAUGGAGCAGGAGGUGCAGCGCAUCCUCUUCCUCACCAAGAACCAGGUGCAGCGGGAGCCCGAGAAGGAGGCGGCGGCGCCGCAGAAGUCCAGGAGAAAGAAAGAGUUUCAGAACAAGAAGCUGGACAAAGCCCGCAAGAAGAAGGAGGAGAAGAAAGAGGCUUUGCUGGAGAAGAGCCUGUUCCGAGACACGGUGGCGUUCGGCGAGGUGGUGACGGAGCCGCCCACCCUCACCUCGCGGCCCCGGCGCGGGGGCCCCGCAGAGCAGGCUGGACGCAAGCGGCUCCUGCUGACGCCUCGCCUGGGCCGGGUGCCCCCGGCAGCGCCGGUGUCGUUGGCUCGCCAGCGCAUCGUGCAGGAGGAGAGGGCACGCGUCGUCCAGGCCUAUCGCGACAUCCAGAGGCGCAAACAGCAGCGGAGGGAGGCCCAGGCAGCCCGUGGGGUGCCCGGCUGAGCCCUCCCUGUCCUCCUCCGUCCCGGCGAGGGGGCACGAGAGCCCCCUGGACCCUCGUGUGGAGCAGCGGUGGGGUGACAGCCAGCUGGGUGUGCAGCACGGGGGACACGGAAGCCCAGGACUUGAGGGGGGCGGUUGUCUCAACCCCGUGCUGCUGCCCCGACAGCACCCUGGGGCUCACAAGAGCCGUGCAACCUUUCUGGCACCUGCGCUGGAGCCAGGAG
Molecule: messenger RNA, 1723 nt
Organism: Cygnus olor (mute swan)
Lineage: Eukaryota; Metazoa; Chordata; Aves; Anseriformes; Anatidae
Gene: CCDC137
Product: coiled-coil domain containing 137
Exons: 7
Coding region: 294-1499 (401 amino acids)
Source: RefSeq, a predicted model, not a curated record